Messenger RNA from Geodia barretti, 900 nucleotides. The record is from the annotation of a GenBank genome assembly. NCBI's taxonomy places the organism in Eukaryota, Metazoa, Porifera, Demospongiae, Tetractinellida, Geodiidae.
AUGAGCUCUAAAGAAAAAGAAACGAAGUUUCUCCUUCGUGACGGAGAGGCUUCGCCUCCUGCCUAUCCUGACGAGGCGACGGUCAAGCAUCGCAAACCUCGGUAUUUGGUGGGCUACCCGCCCGGGGACCAGCUAUACAUGUCCGUGUUCACCAUCUUCUGCUGCUUUAUGCCGUUUGGGAUUAUUGCACUAAUCAAGAGCAUAGAGGCCCGGACUGCCUACACACUGGGUCGACACGAGGAGGCUGCUAUUGCUACACGCAGUGCCAGGACCUUCAAUCGUUGGUCCAUCAUCGUCAACGUUAUUCUCCUGAUUGUGGGAGUGGCAAUUUGGUUCGGGGUCAUUUUUUACGCCAUCAACGCCAUGAACGCCAUGAACGCUGAGAAGACCGUGGACUCCGUGCCACUCCAUCACCCGCUGAUGGUGCCUCCAGAGCAGCAGCCGCCUGCCUACGAACUGCCGGCCUACUCUGAAGUAAAGCCGGUAGGAAUUCCAGUCCAGUUACAGUUGGAUGGUCAAACUGUGGCGGCCACUCUCAUUCAAGAGCCACAAGGGAAGCACCUGGUGUUCAUAGGUGACGGAGGAAUGGGAGGAAGUGCUCAAUCCGCACGUCCCCCUCCUCCCAAUGACUACCUUUGUCUGGCUCUCCUUGGUCUUCUGUGUUGCUGCUUCCCACUGGGCAUUGUGGCCCUCUUUCGCUCCCUUGAGGUGCAUCGACUGUACAGGCUGGGAAACUACAGUGGAGCACAGAAUGCUUCCAAGAAGGCCCAGAGCUGGGGGAUGGCUGCUGUGAUAUUUGGACUCUGUGUCUUCGUUCUCCCCGUCAUUAUGCGUCUCUACUUCAACUCUCAGCAUCACGUCAACAUACACUAUGACAACCAUCAUUACUAUGACUACUGA